AUGCCCGUGGUCAUCUUCGGCCUGGACCCGGCCUCGGGCGGCGACACCAGCCCGGCGGAUCAUGCCAACUUGUAUCGGACCCUUUCUCAGCUACGACACGACCAGCAACCCGUCUUGAGCCUUGUCGCGGACCCGGCCCGGCUUCGGCUCGCCUCGGACUCCCGUAUCGUCGUGACACGGCCCGAUGACUGCCUGACGCAUCUGCCUCAUGUCGUCGACCCGGAGACGCACUACGUGAUGCUGUCGAAGCGCGGCCUGGCCCGGUCCAGCUUGCGCACAACGCCCUCGACCGUCAUCGACGUGCUCCUCCCGCCCGAGCACAUGGACGACCCCGUCAAACUCGAGGGCGAGGUCGCCCGCAUGACCAAGCCCCUCGACAUGCGCCGCGUGCCCUUCAUGGUGAAGCUCAACCAGUCGCUUGCGGGAAAGGGCACCUUGCCGGUGCGCUCCGAGGCGGAACGAGCGCGGGCCAAGGCCCUGGUCGGCGCCCAGUUGCGAGACGCGCUCCCGCAGAUCAACGCCGCCAACCACCACUUACACCCGUGCUCCUUGGUCCUCCAGGACUUCGUGACGGGCGGCGCCGUGGGCCUGUCGCUGUUUGUGACACCCAAGGGGCGCGCCGUCUUCGUCGUCUGCAGCGAGCAGCACUUUGACGAGAAGGGGCACUGGGCCGGAGGCUCCGUCUCCUACCCGGAUCAGGAGGCCCUGCGCCGCAAAUACGCCCAGCCUAUGGAAGAGACGGCCCGAUUCCUACACCAGAACGGCUACCACGGGCCCGCGGGCAUAGACAUCAUGACGGACGGCUCAGGCACGCAGUACAUCAUCGACCUCAACGCCCGCAUCACGGGGUCCUAUCACCUGGGGCCGCUUGCCGGCCACUUUAUGCAGCGGGGGCUGGCCAAGGCCAGGGCGAUCAAGGCCCAUUUCCUGUGUCCGAGGGCAGUCUUUGAAGAGACAUUUGCUCGCGAUAUCAAAGACGGGCGCCUCAUUAUUACCGGCUGGGCGCGGGAUGAGCCGCUGUCGCUGAGCCAAGGGGGUGUCACGGUGGGCGGAAGGGACGAGCUGGAGACCAAGGGCCUGAUCGCCAAGGUCCAGGCUCUUGCGGUGUCUCUCAAUGCCUUCUCCAAGAAGGUACGCGACUCCAGCGCCGUGACCUGCUCCAGCUCGCGUCAGGCCAACGUCGGCGCCCACGCCAGCGCCUGCAACGCCUUGAUCAACUCCAUCGGGGUGGCGCCGCCGGGGACGCUCCCUGCGUCGCCACGCGGGGGGUGUAAAUGGUCCCUGAUAGAGCUCCAACUAGACAUAAAACAAAAGUGUAUUGACCGAUUGCCUUAA
Molecule: messenger RNA, 1335 nt
Organism: Hirsutella rhossiliensis
Lineage: Eukaryota; Fungi; Ascomycota; Sordariomycetes; Hypocreales; Ophiocordycipitaceae
Product: ATP-grasp domain-containing protein
Exons: 1
Coding region: 1-1335 (444 amino acids)
Molecular function (GO): metal ion binding; ATP binding
Source: RefSeq, a predicted model, not a curated record